Messenger RNA from Lampris incognitus (smalleye Pacific opah), 1789 nucleotides. RefSeq names its product chromosome 3 C1orf53 homolog (gene c3h1orf53). The record is from RefSeq and is a predicted model, not a curated record. NCBI's taxonomy places the organism in Eukaryota, Metazoa, Chordata, Actinopteri, Lampriformes, Lampridae. The transcript is spliced from 3 exons. The coding region runs from base 219 to 656 and encodes 145 amino acids.
AGCAGCGGAGGAAGUAGCGUAGUCCCCCUACACACAGAUGACAACAUAGACUCGAGUUUGCCAAACAACUUUUAACUCUUUUUAUCAUGUCGUUGUCGUGAUCGUCACUUUCAGUAUCCGGAUGUUUCGCAGAAAUUCUCGCGGACGAGUCUGCACUUCCGGCCAGUUUUUUUGCUUCGCCAGCUGGUAGAUGUGUUACCCAGACAAACAGAGGGGUCAUGUUCUACUACCAUAGUUGUUCGUGUAAAAGAUAUGUCAGCGGGUUGAUAUUUUGUCAUUACAAACGACUCGUCGUUACCAUGUCGAGGCAUAGGCUCUCCGGUGAAAACUCGAAGCAACCGAUAAGUGAAAUCAAUGUAGACGAGAGCGAGUCAGACUUUCGCGAGGUGGUGACGAGCAGCCUUUGCGAUGAGACCAACCUCGCUGGGGAGUUCACUGAGGAGCAAAUGGCCAUUCAUAAAGCCCAUAAAGAGGCAUGUGAGGCAAAGGAGCAGAUGUACGUGGACCCGUCCAGUGGGUACAAGGUGUUCACGGAGUAUGCCCACCUUCAGAGGAAGAAAUGUUGCGGCAGCGCAUGCAGACAUUGUCCAUAUGGCCAAGUCAACGUGAAAGACCCAGCAAUGAAGAAACCGUUUAAUUCGCUAUUCUAUGUUUAGACCUGAGCAGCCUUGUGUUUGAGGGGGAGCAUGAGAUGCCUGUUCAGGAUGAAACACAGCACAUGCAGUUUGUCUUCUGUCUGUCGUUGUUAUUAUGGACUGCGUGGAGAGUCUUUUUUUUUUGAGCAGCAUCCUAAAUGAUGAAAUGUGGAGUGGUGUCUUUGCAAUACCUACCUCCUAUGAAUCACAACCAUUCUCAGGAUGAAUUUUAUUGUCGAAACGAGAUCGAGUGGGAAGAGGGAUUUGUUCGCUAACCUUGUGCUAAAACACUGUUUUACGUCACUUUUUAUGUCUCGUAAUAGUUUGCUUUCAUUUUUUUUUUUAAUGUCAAUUGAAACGUCAAGAAUUUGAUUUUGCUCUGUUUCUACAUCUUAAGUGUGUUUAAUAUUUUGUGUUUUUCCUUCUCCUCUGAUGAAUUUGCAAGGGCUGUGGGAGUAUGGAGAUGAAAACUGAAAACGUGCCUCAGAUCUUUGCCCCCUAAGAUAAAGGGCAUAUAGGCGAACUUCACUGUAGAAAGUGAGCUGCAGCGAUGUGCUCUUUCGCGUUGUUUUUGUUAUUUUUUUCUCUCUCUCCCAAAUGCAUUAAUAUUAGCAUCAUUUACUGCACCCCAAGAGUGCUCGACUGAACCGUCUACCUUUGACUGAGGUGCUGUGCUGUUAAAAAUAGGCCGGGGCUAAGGGUCAGUGCUCGCACUUGACUGCGCUACUUUUACACCACUUGAUGGGAUCAGGCUGUUAACAUGCCAUGGACAUCAACAGCCUCCCUCCCUGCUGGACUCGCAGCUCAGCCUCCUGGCAAACACUUGGCUACAGCCAAAGCUCCCCCGCGGCUACUCUCCUGAGCCGCAGCCUAAUGAACUGAAGGGCCCUCCCAUCCUAAUGCUGUGAUAGACCAGCGCUUGUUCACAUGCAUGCUCACGCACACGCACACACACACACAGUAUAUGCUCACAAGGCCUACUCUGUGAAAACACCCUGUGGCUAAUACGAAUACCUCAUAGAGAAAAAGGGUAGACUAAACACAACACAUUGUAGCCUAAAGAGGUGGUCCAUUGGUAGGGUCAGUCGCUCAGAGGACUACCUGUGCGUGCAAGAGACGUCUUGAAAAAAAGUGACUUGAUUUAGGCGCAAUGA